Messenger RNA from Carassius auratus (goldfish), 1854 nucleotides. RefSeq names its product coiled-coil domain containing 149a (gene ccdc149a). The record is from RefSeq and is a predicted model, not a curated record. The coding region runs from base 138 to 1700 and encodes 520 amino acids. The transcript has 12 exons. Lineage: Eukaryota; Metazoa; Chordata; Actinopteri; Cypriniformes; Cyprinidae.
CCCGGAUCUUGUGCACCAGCUGACCGAGAGAGUAAACACUGACUGAGAGGAAGGAAGAACUUUCUGCUCUCGGAUCCAGAAAGCUCGCGAAAGGCUACGAUUUGCAACCGUUAUAUCAUCGCCAAACGCUGGCGGAGAUGACCUCGUCCAAACGAAGUGAAAGUGACUGGCAAGGUUUAGUGAACGAGUUCUUGAUAUGCAAACGUAAGCUGGAGAGCAAGAAGGACGCGCUCCUCAUUCUGUCCAAAGAGCUGGACAGCUGUCAGCAGGAGAGAGACCAGUACAAACUGAUGGCCAACCAGCUGCGAGAGACGCACCAGAGCUUGAAGAAGAAAUACAGAGAACUGAUUGAUGGUGACUCUUCACUUCCUCCGGAAAAACGUAACCAGGUCAAUCUGGCUCAGUUGUUAAUGGAUUCGAGGGAGAGAAAUAAGAAGCUAGCUGACGAGAUAAAGGAACUGACUCAGAGGCUCAGCGAGACACAGGGAGAUAAUAAGCUGUUAAGAAUGACCAUCACCAAACAGAGGCUCGGGGACGAUGAAGUCGGGGUCAGACAUUUCCCCGCUCAUGAGCGCGAGGACCUGGUCAGGCAGCUGGAGGACGCAGCACUGCAUAGAGAAGAACUUGAACACAGUCUGAAGACGCUGAGCGAUGAACUGCAGGACGUAAAGGCAGAGAGGAACGUGUUUAAGGAGAAGUCUGACCGUCUCAACCUCGAGCUGAACCACAUCCUGGGAGGCCAGGAGAAGCGCAUCAUCGAUGUGGACGUGCUCUGCAUGGAGAACAGAUACUUGCAAGAGAGAUUCAAACAAGUUCAAGAGGAGGUCGGUCUGUUGAAGAGUAACAUUCAGAAAUAUAAGACCGCUCUGGAUCGCAGAAGAAACCCUGAGAUCGCUGGCAAGUCUAACAGCAGAGCACUUACCGGAGUCCUUUCCCCUAAACAAGUGCAGGGUUUGUUGUCAGAGGACAAUGGUUGCAGUUUACCAGCCACACCUCAGUCGAUCUCAGACCUGAAGUCUUUAGCCACGGCCUUACUGGAGACCAUUCAUGAGAAGAACAUAAUCAUUCAGCACCAGCGACAGACCAACAGAAUUCUGGGAAACCGAGUUGCUGAUUUGGAGAGAAAGCUGAAGACUCUGGAAAUGUCAGGGUUUUGGAGUCUCCCCGGAGGCGGUGAUGCCAUCGCUCUGAGCGCCGCUCCUCUGUCCUCCAGCCACCGUCCACAGAAAACCACUCGCCCUCGACCCGCUGCAGAUGACAGGACAGGAAGAGGAGGGCCGUCGCUGAGGGAGCAGGACACAGCUGGCGAUGACAUGUGGCUCGCUCCAGAGCAGGUGGACACACCUGUCGCUCCUGACAUCGACACUGGGAGGCACACUAAUGAGGUGAAGGAGGGUCCUGUGGAAAGAAACACGGCCGUCUGCCCAAAAACACGUUCCGGUCGGGAAGCAGAGGGAGGACCGUGUGUGGAAGAGGGACAGGUUUUGGGGGAGCUCUGUCUGAUGGCGGAGGAGGCCGAGGACGCAGCUUUGGCUCUGGAUCCCGCACAACUAGCUUCAGUUACUCUGGAGCAAACCGAUUGGGACAGAGCCGACUUUCAAUCCUCUGUGGGGCUGCCGAGAGCUCGCUUUGACCACAGUCUGGACGGUUCCUCCAGUAAGAAGGAGCCCGUUGAGCAAAGUGACUCUGUUCUGAUAUAGGACGGGAGAUGAAGGUCUGAAGGGUUGGAAAAUGCCUGAACGUCGCAAUUUAUUGGUCAGAUGAAUAAAACGAUCCACAUUCCAUACAGUAUGUAAUAUUGAGGCAAAAAAAUAAAAAUUAAUUCACUGCAAAAAAAUAAAUAAAUGAAUACAA